This is a messenger RNA of Aspergillus thermomutatus, 1188 nucleotides long. RefSeq lists its product as uncharacterized. Gene Ontology annotation, biological process: fatty acid metabolic process. The transcript has 3 exons. NCBI's taxonomy places the organism in Eukaryota, Fungi, Ascomycota, Eurotiomycetes, Eurotiales, Aspergillaceae. The record is from RefSeq and is a predicted model, not a curated record. Gene Ontology annotation, molecular function: FAD binding; oleate hydratase activity. The coding region runs from base 1 to 1188 and encodes 395 amino acids.
AUGGAAACAGUGCCAUCCUCAAAUCACGCCGUCCAACAUGACCAUAUCUCGGGAGAUGCGAGAAAGCAACGGAUCCAGUCCCCUGAUAUGGUGCAAGCAUGGAUCAUAGGCAACGGCAUUGCAUCUCUCGCGGCUGCUGUCUACUUGCUCCAAGACGCUCGGUUGCCGGCCAGAAACAUCCACCUCCUCAACGCCCAUAGAGGUUGUGACUUGAAAGUAAAGAGCUCUGGCGAUGCAGAAAAUGGCUAUAUUCUGAGGACCGGGGAUUUACCAUUCUUCCACGAUCGAUGUGUGGAUAGCCUUCUAUCCCGCAUUCCAAGUACAGCUGAUCCGUGCAAGUCGAUUCUCGAUACUGUUCGGGAUUCUGAGAGAGAUCCCAAAAACCAAUGCAAGAGUGUCGCCCGCUUUGUGAAGCGUGGCGACGGUCAUCCGGAGAAGCUCGCCCUCAAGAAUUGUCACUUCGAACUCAAACACCGAUGCGAGCUUCUGAAAUUGGUUCUAGAGUAUGAGAGGAGCCUUAAGGGCAAGAGCAUCGAGGACAUCUUUGAUGCCUCUUUUUUCCGCUCGGAUGCCUGGAAAUUAUGGUCCACCACGUUCGCAAUUCGACCCCAACACAGUGCCAUGGAACUUCGCAGGCAGCUAUUCAAGUAUGCUGACAAGCUCAAGGACUUCAAUCGUGUGAGCACCCUUCAUCGGACGCAAUAUACCAUACAUGAAUCGAUAGUGGUACCAAUAACCGAUUUCCUGCACGACGAAGGCGUGGACUUGGCCACCAACUCAGAGAUCAAAUUGUCUCACAAAUCAAUUCAUUAUGGGGAGCCGCUGACGUUCUCCACCAAGAUCAACAAGACAAGGCUGGAAUCAUUCACCGUCACCUUACACAACUCAGCGUUCCUAGAUGAGAACGUCUACGUUGUCUGGGGCUACGGCCUAUAUCCUGACCGAAUUGACGAUUACGUGCGCAAGCCAAUGCUGGACUGCUCAGGGGAGGAGAUACUAAUACAGUUGCUCCAGCAGCUACACUUCCCUGUGGAUCAGAUUCUCCCAGCUGCAAUCACCAUACCGAUGAUCAGACCACUAGCUACGUCUUCCCUGGUGAAUUGGUUUCCUGAUGAUCGGCCCUAUGUGAUUCCGAAACUUAUAACAAAUCUUGCGUUCGCGGGGGCAACUUAUAGAAAUGCUGUGUGA